Cheilinus undulatus (humphead wrasse) is the source of this 1838-nucleotide messenger RNA. Its product is annotated as suppressor of cytokine signaling 3-like. Gene Ontology annotation, cellular component: phosphatidylinositol 3-kinase complex. Gene Ontology annotation, molecular function: 1-phosphatidylinositol-3-kinase regulator activity. Gene Ontology annotation, biological process: intracellular signal transduction; phosphatidylinositol phosphate biosynthetic process. NCBI's taxonomy places the organism in Eukaryota, Metazoa, Chordata, Actinopteri, Labriformes, Labridae. The coding region runs from base 291 to 911 and encodes 206 amino acids. The transcript is spliced from 2 exons. The record is from RefSeq and is a predicted model, not a curated record.
UCAGCGAGACAGCUGCGCAGAGGGACAGACACUCAGAGGGAAAAAAUACUCUACACAGUCUAGACUUUGUUCCCAAAGAGCUUUCAACCUGAAAGACAACUGUGGACAAACAUCUACUUGGAUUAAUUUUACAGGAGUGCAUUUGGAGAAGCUUUGAAGACUCCAUCACCUCUUCAUACCCUCCACCGCCACCCACAGAACCUCCAUUUGACCUCGUCACCUCUCCUCAUCCUCUUGUCUGUGUGGUGCCCUGUGCUCCCCCAGGCUGCCUUAAGAGUGGGCAAAGCGCCAUGGUAACUCACAGCAAGUUUGACUUCGCGAUGAGCAGCAGCUACUUGGACUCCUCCAACAUGCGGCUGCCUCAGCGUUACAAGACUUUCGCCUCCAAGACGCAGUUCCAGAUGGUACUCAACACGCUCCACAAGCUGCAGGAGAGCGGCUUCUACUGGAGCGCCAUCAGUGGGAAGGAGGCCAAUGCUAUCCUGGCAUCCGAAGCCACGGGGACGUUUCUCAUCCGGGACAGCUCGGACAACCGGCAUCUUUUUGCCUUAAGUGUCAAGACUGCAUCUGGCACCAAAAACCUGCGAAUCCAAUGUGACUCAAACUCUUUUUACCUGCAGACUGACCCCAAAAACAUUCAAUCUAUUCCCCACUUUGACUGCGUCCUUAAGCUGGUGCAUUUCUACAUGUCUCCAAGCAAAGGGAACUCACGCAGUGGGAGUAUCUACUACAUUUACUCCGGAGGGGAGAAGAUCCCCCUGGAGCUCAUCAAACCUCUUUCCUGUAGCUUAUCCACACUGCAGCACCUGUGCAGGAAAACAGUGAAUGGACAUUUGGACAUUUCCUCCAGAAAAGACCAACUUCCUCACAAUCUGAAGGAGUUCCUGCAGGAGUAUGACUCUCCUAUCUAGAAGUGUUGGACUGAUGCUCUUGAAGGGGCAAAGACUUGUGGUUUUUGUGCAGCUAUAGAAGGAAAAGUGUGGCUGAUUAAAGAGUCAUAUCGCUGGGAUUAAGUCUCAGGCCUGAAGAAAAGACGCUGGGUUUGGGUUCUGAGAAAGAGAGAGAGAACCCUCUCGAUGACGUACGGCUUACUGAAAACUGAAGUGCGGCUCAGAGUCAGCUGUCUGCCAUCUGAUGACACACAAGUUCCUUCUUCUGCUGCUGCUGCACUCACACGCACACAGAAAACCAUCCAUCCAUUAAAGCUGGACUGGCUUUUACAAUCAGGCUGGCUUUUUUUAUGAAUUUUUGCUGACGUAUUAGACACGUCCGGCAUCCUGGCCUCCCUGACCAAGUGAGCUGUAAACUCAGAGACAGUGGAAACUUACCUGGACACUCAUGGUCAUCUAGGACCAGAAUUUUACAAACCAGAACCAUUUUUAGAGUGUCAUCCAGAUGGAAGGGCUUCUGCCAAACUUGCCUAAACUAGACAACAGUUAGUUGGAGCUGACUGAAUCAGGAUCCUGCUUGAGAGAGGAGCACCACUGUUAGUGAGGAACCAAAUAAAGGUGGUUGUUUCCAUGUGGCACAGACAGCAAUGCCAUUUUUGCAUAUGAAUGUAUCACAUAUGGUAUCAGUCUUUUCUAAUCGAGGAAAAGAAUCAAAAUGUGUCUUAUUUUCAUGAGUUUACAUGAGUGAAAAUGAAGUGGAAUCUGUUUGUGUGCUGUCUUUUAUAAAGAUGUACUCUUAACCAGCCUAACCUCUGGCUGUGAAUGCUUGAAGAUAUUUUUAAAGAAGUUUGACAACAAGCAGACUGAUACGACUUUUGCACUUAUUUAUAUUCAUAAUGACAUUUCAUUAAUUUAUAAUAAAGAGCACUAUUUUUCUAUGAAAUGAAA